UGUAAAAUAGAAAAUGGCAGCGUCUAUGAAUUAAACUGUCCCAAAUAGUUUCUGUAUGUGUUUUAAACCCACAUAUGAAAAGAUAUGGCAGAAAUCGAUGAGAAAGUUGCCGCCCAAGUAUCAAACUCUCUGUCAGAUGUCUUGCAAGGUGAGGCAGUGGAGGAGGGAUUUGCUGGCUACAUUAUGCACACACCACAGUCCCUGCAGUGGAAACAGGACCACAAUGCUGACAUCAUGACCAAACUCUGGGCCAACAUCCCACAGGAAAACCAUGUGUCGGGCCUGAAGGUGUACGCCAACAGUUACUUUGACAGCCGUAAUGUGGACAGGGUGGACUUGCUGGCGGGACUUCUCGAAGCAAUGGCUGAGAAAACUGUCCUCCAACCAAAGUUGAUCUGUGAGACCCUGCUGGACCAUGACAAGAUGACGCACAACAACAGAAAAUCCUUCAUCCGCACAUUCAAACUCAUCAGGAAAAUUGUGGGAGGAGUCGAUUAUAAGGGUUGUCGAGAUCUGCUGCGUAUGAUCCUGCAGAAGCAGAGUAUAGACUCUCUCAACGCCAGCAGUUUGCCACAAGUAGAGGCCGUCACAUCCGUUGUGUCCUACAUCCUGGACCGUAAUGCAUGCCUGUUGCCCAGCUACCUGGCAGUGAAUGAAAUCACCAAAAUUAGCGUGGAUGUCAAUAACUGGCCUCAUUGGAAAAUGGGAAAGCUUUUGUCAGACUUUGUGCACAGUUUCAAACCCGUUGCUCAGAUGGUGACCAUAUCAGGUCGCUCCCACUUGCUACCAGUUGUUGGUCACUCCGUGGCCACUAACAAUGUAUGGAGACUCAACUCCAAAGAUCUUCGCUUCUCCCUCAGUGGACCACUGCCUUACAGCAAGGAGAUACAGGAGCCUCAAAGUGGUCUGUUGCGUUACGUGCUGGAGCAGCCAUACUCCCGGGACAUGGUCGGGACAAUGCUUGGCCUCAACAAACAGGUAAAGCAGCGGUGUGAGGUACUGGAAGAACAGCUGGUGAACCUGGUUGUGUCGGCAAUGGAGCAUGCUGACUCCGGAGAGGGGGGUAUGGACCCCACCCUUGCACACCUCCUAUGGCAGCACCUCUCCAGCCAGCUCAUAUACUUCGUACUCUUCCAGUUUGCUUCCUUCCCUCAUAUGGUUGUCUCCUUGUAUGAGAAGUUGAAGGACAAGAAGUUGUCCAAGAUUCGGGAGACGAGAGAUCACUUGAUGUGGGUGCUGCUUCAGUUCAUCUCAGGCAGCAUACAGAAAAACCCGCUGAGCGACUUCCUGCCAGUCCUUAAACUGUAUGACUUGCUCUACCCAGACAACAGCUCAAUCGCAGUGCCUGACAUAUCCACAGCGAGUUCCACACACACUGUGGCAGCCACAUGUAUCUGGAUCCACCUGAAUAUGAAGGCAACAUCAGACAAUGUGCAGCUGCAGCGGCCAAUACCACAUGCACUCCGGGAACACCAGGAGGCCCUUGGACAACUUGGACAACAUCUUGAAAACCUGAAGCAGAAUCUUGCCAACAGAAGUCUACCCAAUAAUGACUACAGAAUCCCCUUGUUGUGCAAUGCAUACAGCACCAACCCACAGCUGUUCAACCUUCCUAUGAGCAUUCUGGUGGAGAGUAUCUGUGGGAACAACAGCAAGAACACAUGUUUCCUGCCCGGCAAUCUCGUAGCAGCGGCCCCUACCCAGCCCCUUUCUAUGAACCUGCUAGACUCCCUCACAGUGCAUGCUAAGAUGUCUCUCAUUCACAGCAUUGUCUCACGGGUCAUCAGGCAUGCAAAGAAUAAUAAGUCCACGACAGCAUUGGCUCCAGCUCUUGUAGAGACAUACAGUCGUCUGUUGGUGUAUAUGGAGAUAGAAUCACUGGGCAUCAAAGGAUUCAUUAGUCAGCUGCUACCAACUGUGUUUACAAGUCAAGCGUGGGGCAUCCUGCACACACUGCUAGAGAUGUUUAGUUAUCGGCUUCACCACAUUCAACCACACUAUCGGGUGCAGCUACUCGGCCACCUUCACACUCUCUCCAGUAUGCCAAUGACCAACCAGAAUCAGCUCCACCUCUGCGUGGAGAGCACUGCACUCCGCCUCAUUACCGGUCUUGGCAGCGCGGAGGUGCAGCCACAACUUUCCAGAAUCUUUAGCGAGCCUAAGGCGACUGGUUUCCUGUCUCAGGAUUCUGAAGAACUUAACAGAGUAUUGGUGCUCACCCUAGCUCGAGCCAUGCAUGUUACUGGGUCAGAGUCUUUUUCUUCCACAUGGUGUAAAGACAUUCUCUCAGCCAUCAUUCAGAGCACGCCCCAUUCUUGGCCCUCUCACACUACAGCAUGUUUCCCUGCCUGCCUAAAUGACUUUUUCAAGACUACAGCUAUUCCCAGGGAAGACAAGAACAGCCUGAAACGAAAUGUAGACACAGAAUACAAGAAAUGGCGCACCAUGGCAAACGAAAAUGACAUCAUUGCACACUUCAGCAUGCAGGGGACACCGCCAUUGUUCCUCUGUAUCAUUUGGAAGAGCUUGAUUGAGGACAAUAGGAUUCAACCAAUUGCCUACAGAGUCCUUGAGAGGAUUGGACCCAGAGCUCUGUCAGCCCACUUGCGAACAUUCUGCGACUUCAUAGUAUUUGAGUUCUGCCUUGCGGGAAACCAGAACUACUUCCAGCGCUAUAUUGAGGCCAUCAACGACAUGAUCUGGAAGAACAAUAUUCUCACAAUUGAUCGGUUAGUUUUGUGUCUUGCCUUAAGAAAUCUGGAGAAUAAUGAGGCCAGACUGGCUUUCUACAUCAUCUAUCAGAUUCUUGUCAGGUCAACCGACUUCAAGAACCGUGUUUCGGACUUCCUGCAGAAUAACACGCCGGACCAUUGGCUGCAGAGCAACUGGCAUGAGAAACACAUGAACUUCCACAAGAUGUACCCAGAGAAGUUCUUUUAUGAAGGAAUCCAAGACUUGAACAGCCCAAUUCAACAUCAGUACCUGCCAGUGUAUUUCGGAAACAUCUGCCUGAGGUUCAUUCCUGUGUUGGAUAUCCUAAUUCACCGGCUCAUCGAGAUGCUAGCUGUUCAGAAAUUCCUGGAGAGUAUACUGGAUAAUGUUGGAGGUCUGUACAAGUUCCAUGACCGUCCGAUCACCUACCUGUACAAUACUCUACACUACUACGACUCCAAGCUGGCUGGUAGGGCACCAUUGAAGAGAAGACUAGUCAACACAAUUGUACUUGCACACAGAGACAUCCAUGCAGACCAUUGGUUCCUUACAGAGGAUUACCAGAAGUACCUCCAGCUGUCAGCAGAUUCAACCAAUUGGAUUCCAGAACAGGAUUACUACAUUCGCCUGAUUGGUCGACUCGUUGAGACAAUUGAUGGGAAAUCUCCAUUCCCCAAUUGUGAUUGGAGGUUCAAUGAAUUUCCAAACCCGGCCGCUCAUGCUUUACAUGCUACCUGCGUGGAACUUAUGGCCCUCCCAGUGUCAAGUCAAGCUGUUGGCUCAGCAGUUCUCGAUGUUGUCUUAAAAAGCUCUACUCAGCUUCCCAGGGACAAACUCCUUGGCUGGAUCAAUGCUGUUGGGCUUGUUUUGACCGCCCUGCCAGAGACAUACUGGAAUGUCCUCAACGAGAAAAUCUUAGAAAUGAUCAAGAGCCCCAUGUUAAUGAACAUGGGAGGCAGCUUUUUUGAGAUGUUUGACUUUAUGUCAUGUCAAAGCAUGUUUGUGGAGAACACAUGUAGCUAUCUUGUAGCUGUGGCUCACUCCGUAUGGCACCAUGCUGGAAUAGGGCAGCUCAGCGUGCUUCCACAAUUUGUCAAGGAGAAAGUUAAACCAUGCGUCCAAGCCGAGGAGCAGUUCCUAUUCUUGCUCUACCUGAUCGGACCUUUCUUGUCAAGGUUCAACUUCGAGAGGACACGCUGCUUGUUGGAUCUGACUGUAGAGAUGUACGAGAUUCUUGCCAGCAUUGAUAAGUCCUGUGAACACCUGCACCACAUGGAUAUUAUCACAGACUUUUUGUACCACAUCAAGUACAUGUUUGUGGGAGAUGGGGUUAAGAAUGAUGUAGAUAAGGUCAUCCGAACCCUGAGGCCUGCACUGCAGCUGAGAUUGAGGUUUAUAUCUCAUACGGCAAUUGAUGAGACACCAGUCAACACUCCAAGAGAGCCUUUAAAUCCUGGAGGGGAUAAUAAGCAGAAGUACUUUGCAGAUUGAAGCUGGAUUGUACUCUAUGUACAAAUGGACUUUACGUGCCAAGUUGCUUUUUAAAAUUUAGGCUUAAAUCUUGCACGACCAUUAAUGAGACACAUUAAACACGAAGAGCUGUUCAAUCCCAGCGGGGAUAAUAAACAAAAUUACUUUGCUGUUUGACACUGGGGCAUGAGUCGAUUGAUUUUAUAUGUUUACUAAGGGGUACAUGUAGAAAUAUAUCUAGCAUGUCCUUUGUUAACGCUUGGAGAGAGUGGCAAAUUCAGGCAAGGAUAACAGGCAGAAAUACUAAGCAAGACCUACAGUUUCAUCAAACAAAGAAUUCAAGCAUGUAAAUAAGUUUCUCUCAACUAUAUUAUAGCUUAUAUUUCUGGAUAUUUAUCUAAAAAAUAAAACUAAGAGAAGGGCAUGUAAGGCAUGUUCAAAUUGUAAAUAUAAAAUGGCAUGUUUGUGGCUAGUUUUGUUUAUAAUGCUUUAUUGAUGGUGCAUUUUUUAGCUCUACUGGCCAACAGCCAGAAGAGCUUAUGCGAUGGUAAUGUGUACAUAGUAUCUGCGUCCAUGUGUCUGUAAACAAUUCAUGUUAACACGAUACAGCCUUCAGUUUUGAUUGUAUCUUGAUGAAACCUGUACAGUAUCUACAUAUUCAUUAGAGCUCGGUUCCUUUUCGAAAACCAGAUCCGCCCAUGCAUGCCUAGAUUAUGGGCCUUGAUAGUAUAAAAAUCCUGUAAACAGUUGCUCGUUAACACGAUACAGCCUUCAGUUUUGAUUGUAUCUCGAUGAAACUUGUAUAGUAUUUACAUAUCCAUAAUAAGAGCUCGGUUCCUUUUGAAAACCAGCCAGAUCCGCCCAUGCAUGCCUAGAUUAUGGGCCUUGAUAGUAAAAAAAAUCAGUAUGUCAGUAAACAAUUCCUCGUUAACACGCUACAGUCUUCAGUUUUGAUUGUAUCUUGAUGAAACUUUGGUUAUGUAUUAGAGCUCAGCUUUCGAAAACCAGCUAGAUCUGCCCAUGCAUGCCUAGAUUAUGGGCCUUGAUAGUAUAAAAAAAUGCUAUUGUGUAAUAAAUGCUUGCGAACAUGAUACAGUCUUCAGUUUUGAGUAUUCAGAUACCCAAAAGGGGUUGGUUCUUUUCGAAAACAGUGAUGUUGACCACACAAACCCAGGCAGUAGAGCAUAGGCCCUUUUGGGCCUCUCGUUAUUGAAUCAUCUAGCUUCUGUGUAUGUAGUUUUUGUGGUAGUCGAGAUUAUCAAUGCAACACACACAUUUCAAACUGUUGUUUUUCAAAUCGAUCAUCUCAGAUUUUAUUCAUUUGUGAAUCCGUGUAAAUAGAUUAAUAAGUUUACCAUUCAUGUCCUUAUAUUUAAAUGCCAUUUGGAAUCAGCAUUUUCAUUCAUUCAGUGUCAUUUAUCAUGGAUGGAAUUUGGAAUUUUUCAUUUAUAAGUUCAUUUUUGUUCGCAUUGAUACAGCAAUCUUAUAAUAUUGUGUUCAACAUUUAUGUUUAAAAGUGUAUAAAGUAAAUCAAGUCUGUCUUGAGAAUUGACAAAAAUAAAUCCAAUUUUCAAUGAA
This is a messenger RNA of Mya arenaria, 5760 nucleotides long. Its product is annotated as mediator of RNA polymerase II transcription subunit 23-like. The record is from RefSeq and is a predicted model, not a curated record. Gene Ontology annotation, biological process: regulation of transcription by RNA polymerase II; positive regulation of gene expression. The transcript is spliced from 14 exons. Gene Ontology annotation, cellular component: mediator complex; transcription regulator complex. Lineage: Eukaryota; Metazoa; Mollusca; Bivalvia; Myida; Myidae. Bases 85 to 4203 code for a protein of 1372 amino acids.